Enterobius vermicularis (human pinworm) is the source of this 7845-nucleotide messenger RNA. NCBI's taxonomy places the organism in Eukaryota, Metazoa, Nematoda, Chromadorea, Rhabditida, Oxyuridae. The record is from the annotation of a GenBank genome assembly.
AUGGAGACCAACGGUGAUAGUGAUUUCGCAUGUGAAGGCGUUUGUGAGACGGAUAUAUCAAGGGUCGACGACAAUGUGGUGUUACCAUCUUCGGCUUUCAAAAAGAAGAGUCGUAAUGAGCUAGCGGCGCGUUUGUUGCUUCAGAUGCAUUUUUUAGAUGAAGAGCAGGCUUUCUUACUUGACGGAUGUGGCGGAGAUAGUGACAGUGCUAGCAGUAAUUUAUUAAAAGAAUGUAAGAAAAAGAUGGAGUUGUUCUUGCCGACACUUAAAGCUGGUGAAACAAGUUUUUUUCCUGUAAUUGUUGAGUCUUUGCUUGGUGACAAUUUGAGUGAAGAAGUUUAUGGAACUUUUCAACCCAACGUGGAACCAGUCAAGCAAACGACGGAACUGCAGCCCAUUUCGAUAAAAGUGGAGGACGUUCCGGAUUUGCCAAGUACUUCAUUUGCGGGUCAACAGCCGUCUACGUCUUCUGCUCUCACUGCGUCACAGUCUGCGCUUUCCCUGUCAGCAGUUACUUCACAGGCUACUCCGCGGGGAUCAAUCGCUACAGGUGUUGAAUCGAAUGUUGAACGAGCAGCGAAACAGGAAGCCCAAGUACUUUCUCGUAUACAAGAGCUCAGAAGGCAAGGAAUGUGGACCGCUUCUCGAUUACCGAUGAUAGAGAUGCCUCCUCGAAAUAAAACCCACUGGGAUUUUCUUUUAGAAGAGGUUGUUUGGAUGGCUGCAGAUUUUCGUCAGGAAAGGCAUUUUAAAAGAAAUGCUGCAAAGAAGUUUGCUGUACAAGUUGCGAAGGUUGUUAGAGAAAAAGCAAUGGAGGCGGAUCGUGCUGCUGAGCGCGCGGUCAAAGAAGCGAAGCGAGUUUGUGGUCUCAUUGCAAAAAUGGUUCGAGAUUUCUGGCAAAAUGUUGAUAAAGUCGUCGAAAUACGUGUGCAAGAGGUAAUGGAUGCUAUGAAGAGAAAGGCGUUAGACCAACAGCUGGAGCUGAUGGUUGGGCACGCUGAUAAACUGAGUGUUAUGGUUCAGGAAGGACUACAGGCGGAAAAAUCUGAAGAUGGUUCUUCAUCCAGCGUUAGCAGUGAGGAAGAUGAAGGUGAUGAAGAGUUUGAUUACGAAUCCGAAUCUGAUGAUGAAACCACCAUAGCGAAGGCAGAAGAAUUUAUGGGUGACGUGGAUGAUGAAGUUGCACAAUUGGAAAAAGAAAGUGAUAUGAAUCUGGAUGAUUUGCUUGAGUCGAUACCAGCGGGGUACUGGGAUAGCAUAAAAGACUCUUUACCUUCUACUUCGAAAGCAGAAUCUGUGGAAAAUGGAGUUCCCUCUGACAACCGUUACAUCCAGAACAGCGGGAUAGAGGAGGAAGAAGAUGAGGAUGAAGUUUUGUCGCCAUCAAGAAAUGAAGCUGUUGCGUCAGACAAGCAAGAGGACUCUACUGUGGUGCAGCUUGAUGAAAGUACUCAGGAACCACAGAAUAAGAAAAAGAAGGUAGCCGGAGGCGACAUGGCGAAGAAUGCUUCAGCGCCUGGUAGUCCACAACAUUCGAUGUCAUCGAAAAGCGAAGCUAUUACUAGAAGUAAUUCUGCCAUGUCGCUCAAAGAAGAGAGGGAGUCUUUUCUGCCUUUAUCGGAAGAAUGUUCUUCCGAAGCCCUUGUUGGUGUUGACUACGUGAAGUUAACGUCUGAGAAUAGUGAAGAAAGGCAGAAAGAAUUGAAUAAUUUUGCUGAAGAGGCUCAGAAGUUUCAACCAAAAGGAUAUACAUUGGAAACAACGCAAGUGAAAACUGCUGUGCCACCAUUAAUUCGGGGCACUUUGCGAGAGUAUCAAAUGGUCGGUUUGGAUUGGUUAGUAACGUUAUACGAGAAGGGGUUGAACGGGAUACUUGCGGAUGAAAUGGGUUUAGGGAAGACGAUUCAAACUAUAGCAUUGCUUGCGCACUUGGCUUGUAAAGAAGCUAACUGGGGCCCUCAUCUUAUAGUUGUUCCCACUUCUGUUAUCUUGAAUUGGGAAAUGGAGUUAAAGAAAUGGUGCCCUGCUUUUAAAAUUUUGACGUAUUUUGCUCGACGGAGGUUAUUACUGACUGGAACUCCGUUACAAAAUUCACUGAUGGAAUUGUGGUCGUUGAUGCAUUUUUUGAUGCCGGCCAUAUUUGCUUCACACAACGAUUUUAAGGAUUGGUUUAGUAAUCCACUUACAGAUAUGAUGGAAGGGAACGUGAAAUGGAACAGUGAUCUGGUGCAAAGGCUACAUAAAGUUUUAAGACCGUUUAUACUGCGACGACUUAAAGCGGAUGUAGAGAAACAGUUACCUGAAAAAAUUGAAAAAGUGAUUAAAUGCCCUUUGUCAAAAAGGCAGAGAUAUCUUUAUGAUGACUUCAUGGCUCAGCGGACGACUAGGGAAAAGUUACGGUCCGGGAGCGUCAUGUCUGUUUUAAAUAUAGUAAUGCAAUUGCGAAAAUGCUGUAACCAUCCGAACUUGUUUGAGCCCCGUCCAAUCAAUUCCCCAUUUGUGAUGCAGCCGUUAAACAUUGCGUACCCUGCUCAACUGUUCAGUGUCUAUAGAAGUUUUUCCGAAGAUGACACAGCUCCUCGAGUACCGUACUUUCUGCGCCUAACUUCCUGUAUGGUUGGCUCAUCCUUUGCGCGUAGUGAAAGUGCAAAUUUGACUGUUACAAAAAAUUAUUUGGAUGAAGUUCUUUUGUAUGCUGACUCACCACUGCUACCCAAAGUUGAUGGUUUCAAAUUUGUUCGCUCUCCUCCGACCUUAAUCUAUAACUUUUCAGAGGGUGAUCUCUAUCUUUCAUUUGUGAACGGUACUCCGCGUUUUUACCAGCUGGUCACUACUAGUUCUGGUGAAAAGACUAUAAAGGAGUGUGAUGUUCGGGACGUGCGCGGCACAGGAAUACCACCGGCAGUUAGCGUUCUGCCGAACAUUCACAGCCCUUGUAUAUCACAUCCGGUAACGCCGAAAGCGGAACCUGUUAUUGCAUAUGCAGAAGCUUCUGGUAAUCAGACAACUGGUUGUACGAGUGAAAAAGAAGUGGUUUCGGAACCUGAGACUUCUGGGCAAUCGGAUCCAAAGGAGGAUUCUUUGAAACCGAAACCACAAACGUUGAAUGCCGCUUCAACAGUUACUCGUGCUGGACGAGUUGUAACAUUACAUCCGGCGUUGAGGACGGCUACCAUUUUUGGAAAUCGUCGUCGACCAGCUUCGUCAUGUAGACAAGAUAUCAAACCAAAUAAUAACGGGUUGUCGUCUAAUGUUCCACGUUUACCAGUUGGUGCUACAAUUCCAUUUCAGCCGAUUAAUGCUGCCCCUGUUCGCGCUACAGCUGCAGUCCAACCUCUUAGGACUAGCCUACCUGUCUCUUCCCCUUCAACUAACGUUUCACUUGCAAAUGGCAUAUUACCCUACUUACCGUCUUCUCCCUUGCCGAAACGUCGAAGAAUCGCUACUAGAGUUGAUAGACAACCAUAUGCUGAAUUGUUAUUGCCACAAACAAGGGACGCUUUAAAAAAGAGGCAGGAGGAGCGUAUUCAAUACACUGCUUGUCUUUGCGAAGAACGCCUUAGGUCGCCUUUCGCUCGUCAUACUCCUUUGGUGUCGGACGAGUUGCUCUCUGUCCUUUUGAGAGAAGUAAAGAAGAAGCGGAAAGUAUCAAAAAGUGAUGCUGGUAAGUUGACAGUGAUCUUCACGAUAUCUUUGGAAGACCUGGCAUUCUUGCAGAGUCGACUGAAUGAGGAAAUUGAUUACAUUGUGAGGAGGUUUACUAUCUAUGUACACCCUGCAGUUGCGAGCGCUCCCGUGGUUGGUGCUUCAAGUUCAGGCCGCUCAGCCUACUCUCGUUUUUUGGAAACUGAGCUGGCUUGUUAUGAAAGGAAGUUAUUUGGUAGUUUUCAUCCAUUAGCAGCAUCUGUUAUGGUUGCUCAGCACCUCAUGUUUCCUGAGUUGCGCUUAAUUGAAUAUGACUGCGGAAAACUGCAAGUGCUGAGUUGUCUUUUACGUGAGCUUUAUUUGUACAAACAUCGUUGCUUAAUCUUUACUCAGAUGUCUCGUAUGUUGGAUGUUCUUCAAGCAUUUCUUUCUUUUCAUGGGUAUCAGUAUUUUCGCCUCGAUGGUGCCACUGGCAUUGAACAAAGACAGGCAAUGAUGGAGAGGUUCAAUGCCGACCCUAAAAUUUUUUGCUUCAUUUUAUCUACACGUUCUGGCGGGAUUGGUGUGAAUCUGACAGGAGCUGACACCGUUAUCUUUUACGAUUCCGAUUGGAAUCCAACAAUGGAUGCUCAAGCUCAGGACCGCUGUCACAGAAUAGGCCAGACGAGGAAUGUGACUAUUUAUCGCUUAGUCAGCGAAAGGACAAUUGAAGAAAAUAUUCUUCGAAAAGCUAUGCAAAAAAGACGCUUGGGUGAAUUGGCAAUUGACGAGGCAGGCUUCACUCCGGAUUUCUUCAAGGGUGAUAAUGUUAGAGAUCUUUUUGAAGGUGAAGCGGAUGUUGUUGCUCCGAUAAGUGUGAAAGAUUCGUCAGAAAUCGAAAAGGCUAUGGCAACACUCGAAGACGUGCAGGAUGUUGCAGCUGCUCGGCGUGCUCAUGCUGAGGCAAAGGCUGAACUUGCUGAGUUUGAGGAGAGUCAGCAGGCAGCAAAUGACAACUUAAUUGAGAAAUCGAACUCGAAAUAUUUCGAAAUUAUAGACCAUUUGAAACCAAUUGAGCGUUAUGCGGUUAAUUUCUUAGAGGCAGAAUAUAAACCAGAUCUUGACGAGGAAGUCAAGGAGGCUGAGGCAAAAUUGGCGUCGAAGAAAGAUGAGUGGAUGAAGGCCCAGGAAGAGGCUAUGGAGGAACCUGUAGUUGAAGAAGAUGACGAAUUCGAUUUAACAUAUGCAAACGGCUUCGGAGGUUCAUUAGAUGAGGUACGCAAAAAAAAGUCUCCUCUACCACGUAAUGUCCCAUCGCCACAGAAAAUUUUAACACGAAGUAAUGGUGUAACUUUACGGCGCCGGAUGGUUUGCUGGGAAUAUCCUGGUGAUGGUCACAUGCCGAUAUGGAUGCCACCUUCACCUCCUGUCUCAGAUUCAGAAUCUGAUUUCUACUGUGAUCCUUGUGGAGAAGGCUGGUAUGAACAAGAGCCGAUGUGUGAAUCUCGCCUGCCUUCAACAAUUCAUGAACUUCAUCGUCCACGCCCUAUUGCAAACCCUCCUGUCUCUCUCCCACCGCCGACAGUGCCUCCGGCUCCUGCAGUUGAAAAUGCUUCUGUUAUACCUAUGGAGCCGGUGGAGCCGAUGCUCUCUUCUACCGCUGUAUCUGACGCGGCACCUGCUACAACGAGCAAGGUGAGUACGCCUAGCAUAGUCGAGGCAGUAACUCCUCAGAAAUCCUCUUUCAAUGCUGCCCCAAAUUCCGAGAAGGAACGCAUAAAUGUUGUUCCACAGACUGGUGUUACCACUGGAGCGCCUUAUCUAGACACUUCAAAUCUCUUACGUCCACCAACACCAUCGCAUGGUUUGAACUCUGUGGAUGGUCAGCAUGGAAUUAGAUAUGCUAUUGAUAGUGUGAGACGGUCUCACAAAGUAGCCACUCCGAGGCAUUCGCAUCCAAGCUCCAAGAACACGUGUACUGAGACCAGGAGCACAAAGAAUGAGAUGCUUCGGCCGUUUACUCCUCCACCGAGAGUCAAUGAAGCUAGCGAUUAUGAGGGCCCUGAAUGGUCUAUCAUUGAGGAUCGUGCCUUACUUAUGGCAGUGACUAUUGAUCAGAGGUUGCCGUACCAUUUGCAUUCGUCGAAAUCCGGUCACAUGACUAAUUGGGAAUACAUCUCUGCUAUUUUAAUGCGAAUGAUUGUAAUACCAAGAGAGGAAGGUCGUACUAUUGCAUUGGAUCCAAUAACGAAGAAAACUAAGAAAAUAACUGUUUCUAGCGUAGAACUUUCUCACAUGAAACGCGGAAAUACUAAAACAGAACAGCAGUAUGCUUCAGAUGCUGUUAAACUCCUUUCUACUCAGACUCUGCAGAAAUUCUAUGCUUGUAAGAACAUUGUUACGAGAAACUCUUCGAGGUCUCAUUUCCCAAGUAAGAACGUUUCUUUGCUUAUAGAUUGUUGGAUGAGUUACUACCAGCCACUGACCUCAACAGAUGGUCGUCCUACAGCACCACAAGAGUUGAAACUUGCUGAGUGUGGUGUUCGUUACCAUAAUAUUACGUAUCCAGCUGAACUUCUAGAAUAUCAGAAAGAGACAAGGUUAAAAGUACGUGAGCAGGACAAAGAAAAACAAAGAGUUAAGGAAGAAGAAGAUCGACAGAAGGAGGCAACAAUCGCUAGAGAGCAGAGUGAACGUGAGCAGAAAGUAGAAAAAAGAGAGUCUAUUUUCUCAUCUUUGCCUGGAAUGAUAAAAUAUCAACGUGCAAGCAUGGCAUUUAUGGAACAGACACCUCCACACACGUCAAUUCCGAUCUGUCCUCCUACUUCUACGCCCUACACGGCGACGGGACUUCGAACGACCGGAAAUAUUUCACAUCCAAUGCAAAUGGCCGCAUCGACUAGUGGGAUGACCGCUGUUGGAAACACGACAGAUAUGUCACAAGUAGUUGUGGGACAAAGGACUUAUGCGGAACAUCAGUCUAGCCCAGUAAGCAGUUUGACGCCUGCUCAUCAUGGCGGAACCCGUCGUGUGACCAUACCGUCAGGCUCACUGCAGUCGAGCCAACAUCAAAUUGUGAUGAGCGGAGGAACUCAGAUAGUCCAGAGCAGUGGACAACCAUAUACUGUUGUUGUAUCUCAGGAUAAUGUUUUAUCGAGUAAUGGUCAACCUGCAAAUGCUCGAAUACAAUAUAGUAGUCGCCCUGAUGGGGUAGUUGAACAAAGGCAAGCAGUUUAUAGAACCGUUGCCUUAGCUCCCCAAAAGCGUACACCGUCAUCCAGUCCUGUUCAACGUGUAGGGUUAAAUACAGCGUAUUCUACUUCUGGUACAUCGGCUUCAAGCCAACUGUAUACUUCAUCGGGGCGUACGGUUAUUGUCUCUACUCAAGGGAAUGAAAUUCCUGCUAUAAAUGAUCAACCGCAGUUACAGACAAUGCGUCCACAAGUACAAUCGGUUGUUUCUGCAGGGCAAAGGCAAGAAAUUCGCCCUAAAAGAACGCCAAGUCGGGUUUUUAUCACUCAGACUGGUGCUGGCACGGACAAUAGGUCGUACAAACUUCCGCAAGGUACGGUUCGCAUGCUUCCCACUGGGCAAAGAAUUACACAGAAACGGUCGGGAGGUGUUUUACCUAGCAGAUCUCUUAAUACUCAGCCUCAGGUUACAAUGACUGUCCGCAGUGGAAUGCAACCUGUUGUUGGCAUUACAAGAAGUGUUAGCGGUGGCUAUCAGGGUGGAAGGAUGCCAUCAAUUGGUGUAAUUAUGGGAAGUGGUAGUGGUAGAAGCAGUGAGUCUCUUGGUGGUACAGGCACAUCGAGACAGAUUCCUGCACCUUCGUCUAUGAGUGGACAAGUUGUUACGACGGGCAGCGGUGUGUCUAUGUCGCGACAGUACACUGUUAGCUCCCAAGGGCAAAUUGCACGACAGCUGCCAGCAUUGUCUAGUCAACCUACUGUUUCUUCAUCGACGACACUCCGUGCAGUUCCGGCUUCUAUUGUGGCAUCCGACCACUAUGGAAAUAUUACAGUUCAACAAGCCCAACCGUUGCCGCCUAUAUCGCUUUCAAGCCAUUCCAGUUCUCAAAGAUUAAAUCCUCCUACACCUCGACAGUCAAGUUCUUUACCAAACACUGUCCCCUCUUCACCGAUGCAGCCACAUACUCCUAACAGUCAGUGUACAGAUUCACUCCCUACCACUUCGUCUGGAGCCACGCCACUUCAGUGA